Puccinia graminis f. sp. tritici CRL 75-36-700-3 is the source of this 2736-nucleotide messenger RNA. RefSeq lists its product as uncharacterized. The transcript is spliced from 2 exons. The coding region runs from base 1 to 2736 and encodes 911 amino acids. Lineage: Eukaryota; Fungi; Basidiomycota; Pucciniomycetes; Pucciniales; Pucciniaceae. The record is from RefSeq and is a predicted model, not a curated record. Gene Ontology annotation, molecular function: DNA binding. Gene Ontology annotation, biological process: DNA integration; DNA recombination.
AUGAACAUACAAGAAUGGGAAUCAGCACUGAAAGAAGCCAAGCUGAUGGACAAAUACUCAGAUGUCAUCCACGGAUUCCGCCACGGAUUUGAUCAAGGAAUUCCUAAUCACAAUCUAGGGCCCUCUAUUCCAUACUUCACCCCACCGAACCACCAAUCGGCUCUGCUAGCUCAAGAAAAAAUCGAAGCCUCGAUAUCAAAAGAAAUAGAAGCUGGGAGGAUGUACGGGCCGUACACACACGCCCAACUGAUGGAAAAAUAUGAAUUCUUCAGAUCAAAUCCUCUGGGGGCAGUGGUGAACGGCGACGGAUCAGUCAGGCCCAUAAACGACCUAUCCUUCCCCCACAACGACCCCCAGUGCCCAUCAGUCAACUCGUUCGUCGACAAGCUAGACUACGCCACGACAUGGGACGACUUUGAACGAGUUUCCAAGUUCUUACGCAACCAGAACGAGCCAAUUCUCCUGGCCCUCUUUGACUGGGAGAAGGCCUACCGACAGAUCCCCACCGCCAAAUUGCAAUGGGCCUACUUAAUGGUCAGAGACUUCAACGGCGGCAUACUCAUUGAUACACGAAUCGCAUUUGGCGGCGUAGCCGGUUGUGGCUCAUUCGGGAGACCAGCGGACGCCUGGAAGGAACUCAUGCUACAUGAGUUUGACCUGAUAACGGUUUUUCGCUGGGUCGACGAUAACCUAUUUGUGAAACACCAGGACUCCUCGGUUGAAAUGGAGCAAAUAGUCCAGAGGUCUGAAACCCUAGGGGUAAAGACAAACUCAUCUAAAUACUCCCCGUUCAAAGAAGAACAAAAGUACAUAGGCUUUAUAUGGAACGCGCCGCGGAAAACAGUCAGAUUACCCGACGACAAAAAGUUCCAGCGCAUACAGCAAAUUAAAGAAUUCCUGAUACCUGGAGCCGAAUUCUCCUUCAAACGAGUGGAGGUAAUGGUAGGUCGCCUCACUCACGUCUCGUACCUGCUUCCUCAACUCCGAUGCUACCUCAAUAGCCUGUACCGUUGGAUGAACGCCUGGGUAUACAGGAGCAAAGAACUACCGGUCCCGGAGGACGUCAGACGAGACUUGGAAGAGUGGCUGAGCAUAAUGCUCUCCUUCAAGGAAACCCGAAUGAUCAGAAACCCAGAUCCAACUGAAAUCGGGUGGAUGGGAGACGCAUCGACAAGCUACGGCAUCGGUGUGACCAUAGGCCGAUACUGGGCCCAAUUUCGACUCACCAAACAAUGGAACCAUGGACCCGAACCAAGGCGGGACAUUGCUUGGCUGGAAACAGUCGCGAUAAGAUUAGGACUGAUCGCCCUUACCCAACUAAAGAUCAGACCUGGUAAAACCAUCAUAGUGUGGACGGACAAUACCACCACGGAAAGUGUAAUAUCAAAAAGGAAGGCUAAGAACCCAGCGGUAAACGAAGAAUGGAAAUUGAUACAGAGAUUAUUGGUGGAGAUGGAGAUAGAUAUAGUUUCAAGGAGGGUCAGAAUUGCCAUAGGCCUCAAUCGCAAUACACUCCAACUCUUGAUGCUUGAUCUAACCAAAGUUCGCCACCUCACGAGCAACGGGUCUAACCCAAAGGAACCGUCAGCACUAGACAGGCACUACCUACUUGGAUACAGAUGGAACACUCUACUCAGCUACAAUGCUGCCGUAAAGAAAUACCAGGUGUUCGCCAAAGAGACUGGCAAAGUACCCUACGCACUACCCCUGCUCCCAACCGAUAUCUACGAGUUCUGCUGUUGGGCCGGUAGAACGGCCGAGGGCUCCUCAACACAAGUCGUCACGGCGAACACUCUCCGAAAAUACUUAGCCGGAAUUCAAAUGUGGCACACGUACCACGACGCGACCUUCCCAGAGCAAACUAAGCUCAAAGUUGCAACGAUGCUCAAGUCUUCCGCGUAUCUAGAUGUCGAGGCGCCCAAGAAACCUCAAAAGAGUGCGGUCACCGUUGCUAUCCUCAUCAAGCUGGCGGAGGUUCUCGCGACCGGAGGACCAUUCCAAAGGGCUCUCUUCGAUCUCUGCGUAGUUGCUUUCUGGGUGAUGGCGCGCCUAGUGGAAUUAACAUACAACGAUGAGAGAGGACCGCUUAGAGCACAGGCCUCACUCCUCACAACCGAUGUCCAACUGGGACUAGACGGAAGUCAUGGGUACGCACAGCUCACCAUCCGGGGGGCCAAGACGGCCAACCCAGGAGAGGAACAAGUAAUCCAUCUCAGGAGGCUACCUCACAUGCUGUGCCCAGUCCUAGCCGUCAACCGGAGGCUCACGGAAGCCAGAGCAAACGGAACCCAGGACAACGACGGGAGCAACUCGCUCUUCGGCUUCUCAGAGCCAGGCAGUGGCAGACAACAUAUCACAAAACCCAUGGCCACUCGGGCCCUAGACAAGAUCUGGAAAACUUAUGGCUUCGUAGGGGUGUCCGGCCACUCCUUUCGGGUAGGAGGAGCUUCUCUCCAGCGAGCGCUGGGGAUGCCCAUCGAGCUAAUCUGUUCAAGAGGGCGGUGGAGCUCCGAUUGCUAUAAACUGUACCUAAGGGACUUCACGGACGACACGCUAAGGUCCACCAUCGCGCUCUUGGACCAAACUAGAAGAAGCGUGGCUCGUGUGAACGAAGAGACCUCGUACUCAAGAUUCCCAUUGUACACUCUUCCCCCUCAUCUCGUAAUACAACCAACCACCCUACCCCCUUGUGACCGGGUUCCUAGUGUGAUGGGUCGACUGAGCGGGCACCGCUAG